Molecule: messenger RNA, 1584 nt
Organism: Etheostoma cragini (Arkansas darter)
Lineage: Eukaryota; Metazoa; Chordata; Actinopteri; Perciformes; Percidae
Gene: polr2m
Product: RNA polymerase II subunit M
Exons: 4
Coding region: 253-1326 (357 amino acids)
Biological process (GO): transcription elongation by RNA polymerase II; intracellular signal transduction
Cellular component (GO): nucleus; intracellular anatomical structure
Molecular function (GO): transcription elongation factor activity
Source: RefSeq, a predicted model, not a curated record
CUUCACGCAGAAGAAGAAGAACCCCACUUUGAAAUGUUGUUGUCUCAUGUGUUUAUGAAGUGAACCUGGCACUUUUAGAGUUUUUAAAAACUGUCUAACCGUUAACUAUUAAAAAGUCACUUAACAGGUGGAGUUUUGAACAGGUUAACGUAUGAUUAGUUAGAGUUUGUAUGUAACGUUAGCGCGUUAAACUGAAACGUUAGCUCACGCUGUUUGUGAAUGGCUGUAGCUAACUGUCACUAGCUAACAGUGAUGUCCUCGUCGUGGACGCUGCGUCAGGGACAGACAGGAGACCUGAGAAACCAGAGCAAAGAGGAGCUCAAAGAACUGCUCCUGCGACAGGAGAGGAUAUUCUCUAACAAGCGGUUUUUACAGAGUCUUCCUGACAAAGGGAAAAAGAUAAAAGAAUUUGCAGAGAAAGUGCGCCUUGCCAUUGAACACAACAAUGAAGAGGAGAGGAGACAGAGCUUGGUGUCGGCUGCCAGGACAGAGUUACACUCCAAGUAUCAGCAGACUUUCACUUUGCAACAACGUGUUAUUCCCGACACACCAGCAGCCUUAAACCAAGAAGGACAAGGUGAGGCUGCAGCAGGCAACGCGGUACAGGAGAUGGCGACCUCACCUGUCUCAGCUCAUGUGCAUGAAAACAACAUUUUGGAGCAAAAGAACCAGUUUGUCUCCGGAGGGGCUGCUGGUGAAACCAUGGAGACGGCUGCUGCUGGGGCCUCUCUGAACUCUGAUCAGACAAAAGAGGGUGACCUUGUGGAGGCCUUGGAAAGGGUCAGACUGUCUAAAAGUAAUACUGGUUUCAGUAGCAAGUGCAAAGACCCAUUUAACAGCACAGCAGGAGACAAUUACUUUCUCAAAAAGCAGAUACCAAAAAAGCCUCACUAUGUGUCUGUGAUGGAAAGAACAGAGAAGACUUCAGCUCUCCGGAAGCCACAAUUCAAACCAAAUCAGCUACCCCAAAGAAGUGACAUCUCUCCAUCCGGAUCCUCGUCACCCAGCCAGUCUUCUGAAAGUUCAUCAUCUCUCUCUGCAGAGGCCAGAAAGGAGCGGGACAGAAAGCACCUGGAUGACAUCACUGCAGCUCGACUCCCUCUUCUCCACUACAGUCCGGCACAGCUUUUGUCUCUGGAGGAGUCGGCCAUCCUCCUGAAGGAACAAGCAAAGAAGCAGCAGGAGUUGCAGGCCAAGCUGGCUUCCCAGAAACUGUCUGACGGAUUGAAGAUCUCUAUGGGGAGCUACACUCCUGACAGUGGCCCCAUGGCUGCCUACAGAGAGGAUCACGAUGAAGGAUCCCAGCUCUCCUCAGAGGAGGACUGAUCCUGGAAGGCCGGAGCAGGGGAAACCAGUGUGAGCUUGGCCCUAAGGGAAACAGGCUUUGGACCUUGCAAUCAGGAUCCAUCAAACAGGGUUUUCACUGCAAAGACAAGAAUUCUUAAGAUAGGAAAAGAGUCUUUGCACCGUGUGAAGGCAUAGUUGGUAUCCCAAACUCAGCUCAGGAAAUGGCAGAAUUGAGAAACUAGCUAACUUAAUUGUUAUUCUGUUUGUAUUGGGUUUGUGUCAGGGUCCUAGAGUAAU